Messenger RNA from Morchella importuna, 894 nucleotides. RefSeq lists its product as uncharacterized. Gene Ontology annotation, cellular component: extracellular region. The coding region runs from base 1 to 894 and encodes 297 amino acids. Lineage: Eukaryota; Fungi; Ascomycota; Pezizomycetes; Pezizales; Morchellaceae. The record is from RefSeq and is a predicted model, not a curated record. Gene Ontology annotation, molecular function: cellulose binding. Gene Ontology annotation, biological process: carbohydrate metabolic process. The transcript has 6 exons.
AUGAAGACCACCUCCGUCCUCGGCCUCUUGGCUGCCGCCGCCUCUGUCUCCGCACACGCCACCUUCCAGCAGCUAUGGGUUAACGGUGUUGACCAAGGCAGCACUUGUGUCCGCACUCCAGUAUCCAACAGCCCAGUCUCCAGCGUCACAUCCAACGAUAUCCGCUGCAACGCUGGCACUGCCGGAGUAGCAGGAGUAUGCACUGUUCCUGCAGGUGGAACGGUCACGAUUGAGAUGCACCAGCAGCCCGGUGACCGAACAUGCACCACCGAAGCCAUCGGCGGCAAUCACGACGGUCCUGUCAUUGCGUAUCUCUCCAAGGUGUCUGAUGCCACCACAGCUGAUGGCAGCAGCAGCUGGUUCAAGAUCUACCAGAAUGGAUUGGUUUCAACCGAUUACUGGGGUACUGAUGUGUUGAACGCAAACUGCGGGAAGCAGGUGAUUACCAUCCCGGCGGAUAUCGCCCCGGGUGAUUACUUGUUGAGGGCGGAGGUCAUUGCCUUGCAUGUAGCUAGCAGCACUGGUGGUGCACAAUUCUACCUGUCCUGCUACCAGCUCCGUGUCACAGGUGGUGGAAGCGCGAACCCUGCUGGUGUCCUGUUUCCAGGUGCUUACUCUGCCUCUGACCCUGGUAUUCUCUUCAACUUGUACGCCAGCUACACCUCAUACACAGUUCCUGGCCCUGCCGUCUAUGCCGUUGGAGGAGCUACUGCCUCAGCCACUGCCAGCGCUACUGGAACGACCACCGCCGCUGCUGCCACCUCAAGCGCCGCAGCUGCAGGCAACAUUGCCAAGUACGGACAGUGUGGUGGCAAUGGAUGGACUGGUACUGACACUUGCUCGGCUGGUUCUACUUGCACAAAGGUCAACGACUACUACUCACAGUGCUUGUAG